Odocoileus virginianus texanus is the source of this 1416-nucleotide messenger RNA. RefSeq names its product popeye domain cAMP effector 1 (gene POPDC1). Gene Ontology annotation, biological process: regulation of membrane potential; striated muscle cell differentiation; skeletal muscle tissue development. The record is from RefSeq and is a predicted model, not a curated record. Gene Ontology annotation, molecular function: cAMP binding. Lineage: Eukaryota; Metazoa; Chordata; Mammalia; Artiodactyla; Cervidae. Gene Ontology annotation, cellular component: sarcolemma.
GUCCCCUCAGCCGCCGCUGCUGCCCCAAACUUUGGCCAGCGCCGCCCGGGCUCCGCGCCAGGGACGAGCCAGGAAUUUUCAAGAUGAAUUAUACUAAGUCCAGCCCACUGGCAGAAGCAACUGCAAUAGGUUUUACACCUGAGUUAGAAAGACUCCUACCUGUGCCUUCCAAUGAGACCACUUGUGAAAACUGGAGAGAGAUACAUCAUCUAGUUUUUCAUGUAGCAAAUAUUUUUUUCGCAAUUGGAUUGGUUAUUCCAACUACACUUCACCUUCAUAUGAUACUUCUUAGGGGGAUGUUAGCUGUAGGAUGUGCCCUUUAUGUUGUCUGGGCCACUCUCUACCGAUGUGCCUUGGAUAUCAUGAUUUGGAAUUCGGUGUUCCUGGGGAUCAACAUUUUGCAUCUUUCAUAUCUUUUGUACAAGAAAAGACCGGUAAAGAUCGAAAAGGAACUCAGAAGCAUCUACCGGCGAUUGUUUGAACCCCUCCGUGUGUCUCCAGAUUUGUUCAGAAGAUUAACUGGACAGUUUUGCAUGAUCCAAACGUUGAAAAAGGGCGAGAGCUAUGCUGUGGAGGAUCUAACCUCAGUUGAUGACCGUCUGAGUAUUCUCCUGAAAGGAAAAAUGAAGGUUUCCUAUCGAGGACAUUUUCUGCAUAACAUUUACCCCUGUGCCUUUAUAGAUUCUCCUGAAUUUAGAUCAACCCAGAUGCACAAAGGUGAAAAAUUCCAGGUCACCAUUAUUGCAGAUGAUAAUUGCAGAUUUUUAUGCUGGUCAAGAGAAAGAUUAACAUACUUUCUGGAAUCAGAGCCUUUUCUGUAUGAAAUAUUUAGAUAUCUUAUAGGAAAAGACAUUACAAACAAGCUCUACUCAUUGAAUGAUCCCACCUUAAAUGAUAAAAAGAUCAAAAAGUUGGAUCACCAGCUCAGCCUUUGCACUCAGUUGUCCAUGCUAGAAAUGAGGAACAGUAUAGUCAGCUCCAGCGAAGAUGAAGACGGCUUACACCAGUUUCUUCGGGGCACCUCCAGCGUAUCCUCUCUUCAUGUGCCAUCCCCACACCAGCGAGCCUCGGCCAGGAUGAAACCAAUAGAAGAAGGGGUAGAAGACGACGACGAGGUCUUUGAACCUGCAUCUUCAAAUACACUUAAAGUUCGUCAAUGGCCUUGAUCCCAAGAGAGGAUUCAAGUUACCAAGAGGGAAACGGUCUUGGAGAGAUCCUGAAAAAUACCAGCACUUUUUCACGGCUUUUAGAUUUUUUUCUGCUUUCAUACACCCAGCUUGGUAGAGUCUGAGGGUAGGAAAGUGGGGGAGAUUCAAAAAUGGGAAGGUUACCUUCUCUUUUUACUGGUCAGCUUUUAGUUUCACUGAGCCUUCUGACUAAAACGUGUGCUAUUUUUGAGAGAGAUAUUUUCACAGU